Messenger RNA from Kalmanozyma brasiliensis GHG001, 2988 nucleotides. Its product is annotated as Translation elongation factor EFTu/EF1A, domain 2. Lineage: Eukaryota; Fungi; Basidiomycota; Ustilaginomycetes; Ustilaginales. Gene Ontology annotation, cellular component: cytosol; U4/U6 x U5 tri-snRNP complex; U2-type catalytic step 2 spliceosome. Gene Ontology annotation, biological process: mRNA splicing, via spliceosome. Bases 1 to 2988 code for a protein of 995 amino acids. The record is from RefSeq and is a predicted model, not a curated record. Gene Ontology annotation, molecular function: GTP binding; GTPase activity; U5 snRNA binding. The transcript has a single exon.
AUGGACGACUACGACGAAUUUGGCAACUACAUCGGCCCACUCUCCGACUCUGAGCUCGGCUCCGAGGACGACUACGCUCAGGAUGCACAGCCCGACGCGCCACCACCGCUCGAGGAGCCUGCGCCGCUCGAAGGGUACGACGAUGGCGUGGACGACGAGCGCCUCGGCAGCAUGGAGCUCGACGAGGAGGGCAAUAUUGUGCCGCAGCACGCAUUGAUACGAGUCGACGAAGGUCCGUCGAACGCAGUCGUGCUGCACGAGGACAAGCAGUACUACCCUUCAGCGUCCGAGGUGUACGGCGAGGACGUCGAGACCAUGGUGCAGGAGGAAGACGCGCAGCCGCUGUCCGUACCCAUCGUCGAGCCGGUCAAGGUUCGACGCUUUGCAGUGCAGGAGGAAGGUCUCCCAGAGACGCGCUUCGACAGGAGUUUCUUGUCCAACCUCAUGAACUUUCCGGACAUGGUGAGGAACGUUGCGGUGGUCGGUCACCUCCAUCACGGAAAGACAAGUCUGCUCGACACGCUGGUGUACGAGACGCACAAGAUGGAAGUGGACAUGGACACACACCUGCGCUAUACCGAUGCGCACCUGCUCGAGAGGGACAGGGGCAUCUCGAUCAAGUCAGCCCCUCUUUCGCUCGUCAUGGAAGGCACCAAGCGCAAGUCCUACCUUCUCAACCUCAUCGACACGCCUGGGCAUACCAACUUUCAAGACGAGGUCGCUGCAGCCUGUCGUCUCGCCGACGGUGUUGUGCUCGUGGUCGACGUCGUCGAGGGUGUCAUGUGCAACACCAUCCAGAUCAUCCGGCACUGCAUCCGUCAGAACCUCCCCAUCGUGCUCGUCCUCAACAAGCUCGACCGUCUCAUCCUCGAACUUCGUCUUCCGCCCCAAGAAGCAUACUACAAGAUCCGACACACCAUCCAAGAGGUCAACAAUUGCAUCGCCUCGUUUGACGCCAACCCGUCCCUUCAAGUCGGUCCAGAGCGCGGCAACGUCGCCUUCGCAUCCACGCAGAUGGGCUACUGCUUCACGCUGCGCAGCUUCGCCAAGCUGUACGCCGAGACGUACGGUGCCGGGGUCGACGUCGAUGCGUUCGCGAGGCGGCUGUGGGGCAACAUUUACUACAACGCCGAGUCGAGGAACUUUUCGCGCAAGGCGCCGGACGCAGAAACAAAACGCUCGUUCGUGCAUUUCAUCCUCGAGCCGCUAUACAAGAUGUAUACCGCGGUGCUAUCCUCCGAUACAGACUCGCUGAAAAGGACGCUCGCGGGCCUGGGGAUCCGCUUGAAGCCGGCGGCGUACAAGGUGGAUGUGCGACCCUUGUUGAGGAUCGUGCUGAACCAGUUCUUUGGGCCCUCCCAAGGGUUUGUUGAUUUGGUCGUGGACAAUGUGCCCUCGCCCAAGGAGGCUGCCGUUCAACGACCCGCGAAGAACUAUACUGGACCAUCAGAGGGGGCGAUCCACGAAGCGAUGGCAGCCUGCGACGCGGAUGCGCCCCUGGUGGUGCAGAUCACCAAGCUCUACCCAACGCUCGACGCGCAGGAGUUCCGUGCGUUCGGUCGGGUCAUGAGCGGCACCGCUCGCCCGGGUAUGCGCGUCAAAGUGCUCGGCGAGCAAUUCUCCCAGGACGACGAGGAAGAUCUCGCGCUCGCGACCAUCGAGGAUGUCGGCAUCAACGAGACGCGCUACGUUGUCCCGACCACAGGCGUCCCCGCUGGCAACUGGGUUCUCCUCACCGGCGUCGACGCCUCGAUUUCCAAAACCGGCACGAUCGUCGAUGCAUCGCUCCCGACCGAAGACCUACACAUCUUCUCCCCCCUCGAUCACAUGACGCAAUCCGUGCUCAAGGUGGCCGUCGAGCCCUUGAACCCAUCGGAACUGCCAAAGAUGCUCGAAGCCCUUCGACGCAUCAACAAGACCUACCCACUGGCGACGACGAAAGUCGAAGAAUCGGGCGAACACGUGAUUCUCGGCACGGGCGAGCUCUAUCUCGACUGUGUGCUGCACGAUCUGCGCGUGCUGUUUGCGGAGAUCGAGAUCCGGGUGAGCGACCCCGUGGUGCGAUUCUGCGAGACGGUGGUCGAAACGUCGUCCGUCAAGUGCUAUGCGGGGACGCCGAACAAGCGGAACCGGUUGACGAUCAUCUGCGAACCGCUCGAGAAGGGGGUUGCGGAAGACAUCGAGGCUGGGGUGUUGGAAAUGCGUAUGGCGCCGAAGGAGCUUGGCAAGAUUCUGAGGGACAAGUACGGGUGGGAUCUGUUAGCGAGUCGGAGCGUGUGGGCGUUCGGACCGGAUGAGCGGGGGGCGAACGUUCUGGUGGACGAUACGCUGCCGAGUGAGGUGGACAAGAAGCUGCUGUAUACGGUCAAGGAGAGCAUUGCUCAGGGGUUCCAGUGGGCGUGUCGGGAGGGACCGUUGGCAGAUGAGCCGAUGCGAAACGUCAAGUUCCGGAUCUUGGAUGCGGAGUUGGCGCCGGAAGCGAUCCAUCGUGGUGGAGGACAGAUCAUCCCCACCGCCCGCCGUGCUGCCUAUGCCGCGUUCCUCCUCGCCACCCCGCGUCUCAUGGAACCCAUCUACUCCGUUGAAGUCCAGACCCCCGCAGCGGGCAUCGCUGCCGUCUACACGAUAUUGGCCAAACGCAGGGGACACGUGGUCAAAGACACCCCUAAACCAGGCUCGACGCUCGUCACCGUCCAAGCGUACAUCCCCGUCAUCGACGCCAACGGCUUCGAGACGGAUCUCCGCAUCGCCACCCAAGGCGCAGCGAUGGUGCUCAUGAUGUUUAGCCACUGGAGCAUUGUACCCGGCAACCCGACGGAUGGGAGCGUCAAACUCAGGCCGCUGGAACCCGCACCCCCGCUGGGACUGGCCAAGGACUUUGUCGUCAAGACGAGGAGGAGGAAGGGUCUGCCAGAGGGUGUCGGCGUGGCGAGCUAUCUGGAUGCGGACAUGACCGUCGCGCUCGCUCAGGCGGGCAUCGAGAUGUAG